AUGACACAGUCCAAUGACGCCCUCCAAGAGGAGCUGUGUGUAGUAAAGGUGGAGCUGCAGCAGAGAGAGAGGGACAUCGAUGCCCUGACCAUGCCACCAACAGAGUAGCCCCAUCAGCCUGGUAGAAGCCCAGAUACCCCUGAGCCCAGUGCAGCCUUCACCCCAUCUGCCUCAGAAGCCUCUUAGCGUCCACCCUGACCCGCCAACCUCCCAGCCUGCCACAGCCCACCCUGCCUCGCCAACCUCCCAGCAGUCUGGCCAUGUUCAGCUGAACACACCUCCAGAGGAGAGGGGACAGGAUCCAGUUCAACCCAGGAGACCUCCCAAAACUGCAGUUCUGAUAGACUCUAAUGAUAAGUAUCUGGAAGAUAGGAGACUAUUCCCCAGACACCAGACAACUAAAUUCUGCUGACUGCUCUAUCAAGCCAAGCUGGAAGAUCCUGAGAACCUUAUCAUACAUACUGGGACAAAUGACCUGCACACAAAAGGAGAACGUGUGCUUGAGGAAGUGAGAAAGGUGGCAGAGAAAGCACAAACCCUGUUCCCAAGGACAAACACAAACAAGGAAGAUAUUUCCUUCUACCAAGGAAAGAUCUCCCCUGGCAAAUGAUCCACAAUGUCAACCAAAAAAUGGACAGUGCCUCACUACCAAAUGUCAGCAUCUCUAACCACCACACCCUAACAUGUGAGCACUUGUACGACCAUGAACACCUGGACUAUGAGGGAGUCAGAAUCUUUGCCAAGGACCUGAGUUCCAAAAUCAUACCAGCCCAGCAACAUAGCACCCCCCACCUCCCCGCUAUCCAAGGAGAGAGAGGAGGCCAAUCUCAUCUCAGCUGA
This is a messenger RNA of Coregonus sp. 'balchen', 840 nucleotides long. The record is from the annotation of a GenBank genome assembly. Lineage: Eukaryota; Metazoa; Chordata; Actinopteri; Salmoniformes; Salmonidae.